Molecule: messenger RNA, 5474 nt
Organism: Gavialis gangeticus (Gharial)
Lineage: Eukaryota; Metazoa; Chordata; Crocodylia; Gavialidae
Gene: USP47
Product: ubiquitin specific peptidase 47
Exons: 29
Coding region: 69-4196 (1375 amino acids)
Biological process (GO): protein deubiquitination
Cellular component (GO): cytosol; nucleus
Molecular function (GO): cysteine-type deubiquitinase activity; cysteine-type endopeptidase activity
Source: RefSeq, a predicted model, not a curated record
UCCCUCCUCCUCGCGCCGCCGCUGACGCUGACUGCCCGCGCAGGCCUCUGCGGGCCCCGCGCCCGGCCAUGGUGCCCAGCGAGGAGAGCCAGCUCGUCCCCAAAGAGGAUAUGUUUUGGAGUUGCAGACAGAGUAUCUUUGAUGAAAUGAAGAAGAAAUUUUCACAGAUAGAAAGUGCUGCUGAUGAACCCAGAGUGCUCUGUAUAAUACAAGAUACCACAAAUUCUAAGACAGUAAAUGAACGUGUUACUUUAAACCUGCCAGCUUCCACUCCACUGAGAAGGCUGUUUGAGGACGUGGCCUCUAAAGUGGGCUAUGUUAAUGGAACUUUUGAUUUAGUUUGGGGAAAUGGAGUCAAUGUUGCUGAUAUGACUCCAUUAGAACAAAACAGUGACAAAUCUAUUCUUGAUGCUGGUUUUGAACCAGGAAAAAAGAAUUUUCUCCACUUGACAGACAAAGAUGGUGAACAGCCUCAUAUAAUGUCGCAGGAAUGUAGUUCAACAGAUGAUGGUACACAAGAUAGAUUUAUAGGUCCUCUUCCAAGAGAAGGCUCUGUUGGUUGUACCAGUGAUUACGUUAGUCAAAACUACUCAUACUCUUCAAUCCUGACUAAAUCAGAGACAGGCUAUGUGGGAUUAGUAAAUCAAGCAAUGACUUGUUAUCUGAACAGUCUUCUACAAACACUUUUCAUGACUCCUGAAUUCAGAAAUGCAUUAUACAAGUGGGAAUUUGAAGAGUCUGAAGAAGAUCCGGUGACAAGCAUUCCUUACCAACUUCAAAGACUGUUUGUUUUAUUGCAAACCAGCAAAAAAAGAGCAAUUGAAACUACAGAUGUUACACGGAGUUUUGGAUGGGAUAGUAGUGAGGCAUGGCAGCAGCAUGACGUACAGGAACUAUGCAGAGUUAUGUUUGAUGCUUUGGAGCAGAAAUGGAAGCAAACAGAGCAGGCGGAUCUCAUAAAUCAGCUGUAUCAAGGCAAACUGAAGGACUAUGUAAGAUGUCUGGAAUGUGGCUACGAGAGCUGGAGAAUCGACACUUACUUGGAUAUUCCUUUGGUCAUCCGGCCUUAUGGCUCCAACCAGGCAUUUGCUAGCGUGGAGGAAGCUCUACAUGCGUUUAUUCAGCCUGAGAUCCUUGAUGGUCCCAAUCAGUAUUUCUGUGAACGCUGUAAGAAGAAAUGUGAUGCCAGGAAGGGGUUACGAUUUUUGCAUUUUCCAUACCUGUUAACCUUACAGCUGAAGAGAUUUGACUUUGAUUAUACCACUAUGCAUAGGAUUAAACUUAAUGACCGUAUGACUUUUCCUGAAGAGCUAGAUAUGGGCACAUUCAUUGAUGUUGAAGAUGAGAAGUCUCCUCAAACAGAGAGUUGCACUGAUAGUGGAGCAGAGAAUGAAGGCAGUUGUCACAGUGAUCAAAUGAGCAAUGAUUUCUCAAAUGAUGAUGGAGUUGAUGAAGGAAUCUGCCUUGAAACCAAUAGCGGUGCAGAAAGAAUUUCAAAAGUUGGCAGUGAAAAGAAUUCUUUAUUGUAUGAACUCUUUUCUGUUAUGGUCCAUUCGGGAAGUGCUGCUGGUGGCCAUUACUAUGCCUGUAUAAAGUCCUUUAGUGAUGAUCAGUGGUACAGCUUCAAUGAUCAGCACGUUAGCAAGAUAACCCAAGAAGACAUUAAAAAGACGUACGGUGGAUCAUCUGGAAGCAGAGGCUAUUAUUCCAGUGCUUUUGCUAGCUCCACGAAUGCGUACAUGCUUAUAUAUAGACUGAAGGAUCCAACAAGAAAUGCAAAAUUCCUUGAAGCACAUGAAUAUCCAGAGCACAUUAAGCAACUGGUACAAAAAGAACGAGAGUUAGAAGAGCAAGAAAAAAGGCAACGUGAAAUUGAGCGCAAUACUUGCAAGAUAAAAUUGUUCUGCAUGCAUCCUGUAAAACAGAUAAUGAUGGAAAAUAAAUUAGAAGUUCAUAAGGACAAAACACUGAAAGAAGCAGUAGAAAUAGCCUACAAGAUAAUGGAUUUAGAAGAAGCAGUUCCUUUGGAUUGUUGUCGUCUUGUUAAAUAUGAUGAGUUCCAUGAUUAUUUGGAGCGAUCAUAUGAAGGUGAAGAGGAUACGCCAAUGGGAAUCUUACUUGGAGGAGUCAAAUCAACCUACAUGUUUGACCUGCUUCUAGAAACAAAAAGACCUGACCAAGUUUUCCAGUGCUAUAAACCUGGUGAGGUCAUGGUAAAGGUUCAUGUGGUUGACCUAAAGACAGAAUCUGUUGCUCCGCCUAUCAGUGUCCGAGCCUAUUUGAACCAGACAGUUACUGAAUUCAAACAGCUUAUUUCAAAGGCUACUUACCUGCCUGCUGAAACAAUGCGGGUAGUGCUAGAACGUUGCUACAAUGACUUGCGCCUUCUCAAUGUUGCCAACAAAACACUGAAAGCAGAAGGCUUUUUUAGAAGUAAUAAGGUGUUUGUUGAAAGUUCAGAGUCUUUGGAUCGCCACCUGACUUACACAGAUUCUCAGUUAUGGAAACUUUUGGAUCGUCAUGCAAAUACAAUAAGACUGUAUGUUUCAUUACCAGAACAGUCUCCUGGAUCUCAGUUUAAAAGAACAGUUUACCAGAAAGCUAGUGGAGAUUCAGGUAAUUUGGAUGAAGUUUGUGAAAAAGUAAAAGGUUCUGUAGGUAAUAUGAAAUCUGUAGAGGCUAUCCUAGAAGAAAGCACUGAAAAACUCAAAAGUUUGUCACUGCAGCAGCAGCAGGAGGGAGACAACGGAGACAGCAGCAAGAGCACAGAAGCAAGUGACUUUGAAAACAUUGAGUCGCCUUUGAAUGAGAGAGAUUCUUCAGCAUCAGCAGAACACAGAGAACUUGAAAACCAAAUUCAGAUUUCUGAUCCAGAAAACUUCCAGUCAGAGGAGCGAUCGGAUUCUGAUGUGAAUAAUGAUAGGAGCACAAGUUCUGUGGACAGUGAUAUUCUUAGUUCUAGUCAUAGCAGUGACACUUUAUGUAAUGUUGAAAAUGCCCCCAUCCCUUUGGCUAAUGGACUUGAUUCUCAUAGUAUCACAAGUAGUAGGAGAUCUAAAGCAAAUGAAGGAAAAAAGGACACCUGGGAUACAGCUGAAGAAGAUUCUGGAACUGAUAGCGAAUAUGAUGAAAGUGGCAAGAGUAGAGGAGAAGCGCAAUAUAUGUACUUCAAGGCAGAACCCUAUGCUGCAGAUGAAGGUUCAGGAGAAGGACAGAAAUGGUUGAUGGUGCAUGUUGACAAAAGAAUUACACUGUCUGCUUUCAAGCAACACUUGGAGCCCUUUGUUGGAGUUCCAUCCUCUCACUUCAAGGUCUUUCGCGUCUAUGCCAGCAAUCAAGAGUUUGAGAGUGUUCGGCUGAAUGAAACACUUUCAUCAUUUUCUGAUGACAACAAGAUAACUAUUAGACUUGGAAGAGCACUUAAGAAGGGGGAGUAUAGAGUCAAAGUGUACCAGCUUUUGGUAAAUGAAACAGAGCCAUGCAAGUUUCUUUUAGAUGCUGUUUUCGCUAAAGGAAUGUCUGUUCGGCAGUCAAAAGAGGAACUACUCCCUCAGCUCAGAGAGCAGUGUGGGUUAGAUCUAACCAUUGACAGGUUUCGCUUACGAAAGAAAACCUGGAAGAACCCAGGCACUGUAUUCCUCGAUUAUCAUAUUUAUGAAGAAGAUAUUAAUAUUUCAAGCAACUGGGAGGUUUUCCUAGAAAUACUUGAUGGAGCAGAAAAAAUGAAAUCCAUGUCACAGCUUGCUGUUUUGUCAAGACGAUGGAGACCAUCUGAGAUGAAGCUGGAUUCUUUCCAGGAAGUAGUGCUGGAAAGCAGCAGUGUUGAUGAAUUAAAAGAGAAGCUUAGUGAAAUAAGUGGCAUACCCUUAGAAAACAUAGAAUUUGCAAAGGGUAGAGGAACAUUUCCUUGUGACAUUUCAGUACUAGAGAUCCACCAGGACCUGGACUGGAAUCCUAAAGUAUCUACACUGAAUGUCUGGCCUCUCUACAUUUGUGAUGAUGGCGCAGUAAUAUUUUAUAGGGAUAAAACUGAAGAAUUAAUGGAAUUGACAGAUGAGCAGAGAAAUGAACUAAUGAAAAAAGAAAGCAGCAGACUCCAGAAAACUGGACACCGUGUAACCUACUCCCCUCGUAAAGAAAAAGCACUAAAAAUUUAUCUGGACGGAGCACCAAAUAAAGAUUUGACUCAAGACUGACAUUUGCUAUAGAGCAUGUUCCCCGGGGAAUUUUUUUUUGUUUUAAAUAAAAAAAGGUUCACUACUACUGUGUAGUGCCAUUAUGGCAGGACACUCAUUAGGUGUAAAACAAUGACACCAGCACUGAUUGGGCUGCGGUUUACCGAUCAGAAGCUCAGUGCCCAGUUGGGUCACUGUUUGACUUGGAAUCAUGUUGUGCACUAUAGUCAAAUGUACUGUAAAGCUAAAAGGGAUGUGCAAAUAAAAGAACAGAAAAACGUGGGGCGGGGGAGGGAAAUAAGUGGAAAUUAUUACGGACAGUGUGCACAUAAUAGCUAGUAAAACUAGCCUCCAACAGGAUACUCAUAGCUUAAUAAUAAAAGCUGUGCAAAGGCCAUGAAUGAAUUCUUUUUCUGUUUGUUUCACUGAUACACACAUUACCUCAUUGAAGAUUCGGAAGCAAAUGUAACACAUUGGCUCUUAGAAAACAAUAAAAAUGCGGUCAGGAUGUCAUGGAAUUCUCAGAACCCAGCUCUAAAAGUGUAUGGUUUUAGAAGAAUCCUUAGAAUAUUCUUCCACAAGAGAGAGAUCUUUAGAAAGUUACUAGCCAGUGUUGGCUUAUUCUGCUGAAGUAUUGUAAGGUAACUGUGUUUUAAUAGGUUAUGGAAGCUGAAGAGCAAUUUUAUUAUAUUGCGUUUAAUGUGUAAAUGAAAUCUACCCUAUCCAGUUAAUGGAACUGCAGUUCAGCUAUUUACUGUGGUAUUUCUUUUCACAUAUCAACAUCCAUUGUGUACAUUUGAAAGUAUAGCUGCCUAUUUAAAUUUGUAUUCAUUUUAUGUUUGGCAAUGCUGGGUACUUUAGGCUUGUAUUUCCCCUUGUUAAUGAGUUUUUUGUUCAGCUAGUUAUUUUUGUACAUCUUGUUUUUGAAGACUUCAUUAUAAGUUUGCAUCUUCUAGUCCCAUUGCAAGCCACACUUUAAUUUUUCCUGGAGUUGAUUCAUAGUUGUGUGUAGUUUAAACCUAUUUGGGCAACUUCUAACCUCACAGUAUAAACUUGCUGGUAGUUCAGAUUGUGGUGCAAAGGCUGAUACAGUCAACAUGAUUUCAUUGCAAAGCUGAGGAACAGCAAGUUUUUGCUUUGCUACAUAAAGAUCAGUUGAGAACAAUUCUACAUAGUUUUUGGAAAUACCAUCUAAUUUAUAACAAUCAAAAAGUUUUGGUAAAUUUUUUCAUGCCAGAUGCUGUUUACAACAAUGAACAUGCCAAUAAAACAUUUGUUCAUUUGGUUGUGUUAUUUUAA